Molecule: messenger RNA, 5519 nt
Organism: Musca domestica (house fly)
Lineage: Eukaryota; Metazoa; Arthropoda; Insecta; Diptera; Muscidae
Product: protein peste
Exons: 7
Coding region: 822-2498 (558 amino acids)
Cellular component (GO): membrane; cytoplasm
Molecular function (GO): scavenger receptor activity
Source: RefSeq, a predicted model, not a curated record
CAAACCCCCAACACACUCACACAUACUUACGCAUUAUUUAUCAGCAGUGAACAAAGAAAGCCAAAUGCACAGUGUAAAUAUUAUUAACAAAAUUAAAAAAAAGAAGAAAAUAAACAAAAGUCCAAUUUUGUUUUUUUUUUUCACUUCUUUUCAUUUUGCAUUUAAUUCUGUUGUUAUGUGAGAUUACAAAGCUGCUUCGGAGCUAAUGACAUGCAGCAAUAAAAACAAAAACAACCAAGAAGAAGAAGAAAACAACAACAAGUGUUAAGAAGUCCAACUGUUGACACUCAAAACCACUUUUUCUACUGUCAAAGUCAAGUCUAGUCAGCAAAAAAAAAAAAAAAAAACAAGACCAGAAAUUACCAACAACAACGCCAUCGAAAUGUGGAUUAAUUUUUAUUUGCCAUAAUAAUUUAUGGGAAAGAGCAACAACAACAACACCACCACCAACAUAAGUAUUUCUAUUUGUUUAAAAAGGUUAUGAACAAAAUCCCACUCUCAAUUUUUCUCGUUGAUGUCUCAUCGUUUGGUUUGGUUUGUUAUUCAUUGAUAAUACAGCUGAGUACUUGAGAACGACACCCAGAGAGAGAGAGAGAGAGAGCAACAACCUCUCCUACUCUCAAAAUACACACAAACAAAACAAAAACAGAUCGUUGCUCAACGGAUUUUAGCAAACAGUUGACAACUUUCAAGGUUGGGCCAUCGUUGUUCUGAACCACCUGAAACAGAAACAGAAAAUUCUACGACGGUACGACAACGACGACGACGGUAUAUCCAGUUUUGUGUUACGUUUCCGGUUUACCGGUUCCUGCGGCGGCGUCAUGACUUCACAGCAAUGUCUGUGCAUCAAACGGUUUCUAAUUAUCGGCAUCGGAUUUCUAUCGAUCCUGGCCGGUCUCUAUUUGUACCUGAAUUGGAUAGACAUGUUUACGGAAAUGCGUGGAAAGGAAAUGGCUUUGAGCCCCACCUCACCCACCUACGAUGGCUGGAAGGUAUCACCCCUGCCACUGGACUUUGAUGUGUAUCUAUUCAAUUGGACAAAUCCCGAAGAUUUCUACGAGGGAUCGCCACGAAAGCCUCGUUUCGAGCAAUUGGGCCCCUAUAGAUUUCGUGAAACGCCAGAUAAAGUCGAUAUUGUCUGGCAUCCAAGUAAUUAUUCGGUGUCGUUUCGAAAGAAGGCCACGUUUCAAUUUGACCCGGAGGGCAGCAAUGGAACGUUGGAUGAUAUUGUAACAACUGUGGAUACUGUGGCGCAUUCUGCCGCUCUGCGAGCCAAAGAUGCCAAUGGCUUUCAAAAGGGCAUUCUAGCCAUGACUCUUAGCAGUCGCCAGGUGACGGUGACCAAGACCGCCAAUGAAUGGCUUUUCAAGGGUUACAAAGAUCCGCUGGUCACAAUCGGAGGAUUUGUGGCGAAAUUCGUAAAAGAAGUUGAGGUUCCAUACGAUCGUAUAGGAUGGCUAUAUACGCGCAACGGUAGCUCCACCUAUGAUGGCCACUUCAAUAUGUUUACGGGCGCCGAUGAUAUUGCCAAAAUGGGUCAAAUCUAUAGCUGGAACUAUAGAACUCAUAAUGGCGCCUUUCCCGGUGCAUGUGGUCGAGUACGCGGCUCAAUGGGUGAAUUUUUCCCACCCAAUUUAACACCGAAAGAUUCGGUCUGGAUGUAUGUGCCAAAUGUAUGCCGUGCAGUGCCAUUGGAUUAUACCGAAACGGUCAGCGUGCAUGGUGUGACGGCUUACAAAUACAGUGGAACUGAGAGAUCGGUGGAUAAUGGUACCAUUUAUCCCGAAAACAAAUGCUUCUGUGUCAACAAUAAAUGUGAAGCCUCCGGAGUCUUUAGCAUAGCUCCCUGUAAAUAUAACUCAUCGAUUUAUAUGUCCUAUCCCCAUUUCUAUAAAGCCGAUCCGAUAUACCUGGAAGCCAUUGAAGGUUUGAAGCCGGAAAAGGAGAAACAUGAAUUCUUUAUGACCCUCGAACCAAAUGCCGGUGUACCCAUGGAUGUGGGCGGGGGCUUUCAGGCGAAUUAUUUGAUGGAGCCAGUGGCGGGGAUAAGACCCUAUCACAACAUCCCGCGCACCUUCAUACCGAUAAUGUGGGCCGAAGAGCGGGUACGAGUCACACCAGAAAUUGCCUCAGACAUUGCGCUGGUGCCGUUGAUUGUCUUGAUUGGCCAGCUAAUAACGGGUGUACUCUUCGCCCUGGGUGCCAUUAUGAUCUGUUGGUAUCCAACGAAAUUUGUCACCCACCUCUGUCAAGAUCCCAAGGGGAAAAAUGUCCUCCUCAAAACAUUCUCACGAAGUAGCGCAACAACGACGGUGACAAGUGCGAGUGUGACAACAGCCGCCAAUGCCGCAGCUCCCAAUAGACAUAAAGAACAGGUGACUUUGCUGGAGCGUAAUGUGGGCGGCGUUAGUCUACUGCGUGCCCAGGGUUCCCAAACGGAGGGUUUACUUAGUAAUACUUCUUCACGGACCAGUUCAACUGAUGUGAUAACCUGCUGAAGCGCGGUGCGUAGGCAACAACAACGGCGGUGGUGGUGAGCAAAGGAAUUCAUUGGAUGAUGAGGAUGGGGGAGGUGAUUUAAGAUGUUUUGCUGCAAAAUUACCGGUGUGAAAUGUGGUUAAAUUUGGAACGCUUUACAGGUUUAAUAUGUCCUCUUCUAUUGAGAAGACCUUGUCAAGAUCUUAUAUGGAAAAGAUCUCCCCAUUGUCUUCUAUGGAAAAUACUUUCCCUAGAUAUUCUCUAUGGAAAAACCCUUUUCCAGAUCUUCUCUGUAAGGAAGUCCCUCUCCAGGUUUUCUUUAUGGUCAAGACCCUCUACAAGUCUUCUCUAUAGUCAAUACUAGGAGAGGGUCCAAAUCUUCUCUGUGGAAAAGUCCCUCUCCAAGUCUUCUCUGUGGAAAGGAUCUUUCCCAGGACUUGUUCUAUGAAUAAGACCCUCUCCAGAUCUUUUCUGUGGAGAAGGCUCUCUCUAGGUCUUGUGUAAGGUGAAGACCUUUUCAAUAGAAAAUACCAUUUCAAGGUCUUGUCUAUAGAGAAUAUAGAAGACGUCUGGUAGGCUUUCUCCAUAGAAGACCUCUCGAAUGUUUUCUCCAUAGAAGAACUUGAGGAGAUCAUCUCCGAAGAAGACCUUUAGAAGGUCUUUCAAUAGAAGGCUUCUAGAAGAUACGUUUUUUUAUAGAAGACCUCUGGAAGGUCUUUUUUUUAAUAGUAGACCUAUGGAAGGUCUUCUAAAUAGAAGACCCUCAGACAAGACCAUCUGCAGGUCUUCUCUAUGGUCAAGAUCCUCUCCAGACCUUCUCUAUGGAGAAGUCCCUCUCCACAUCUUCUUUACAGAGAAAGAAUCUUUUCCAGUUCUAGGUUUUCCCUGUGAAGAACACCCUCUCCAGGUUUUCGCUAUUGACAGACAAUACUCUCUUCAGGUCUUCCGUAAGGAAAAUACCUUCUCCAGGACUCGUUCUAUGGAGAAAACUCUCUCCACGUCUUCUCUGUGGAAAGGAUGCUUUCCAGGAUUUGUUCUAUGGACAGGACCCUCUCCAGAUCUUUUAUAUGGAGAAGGCUCUCUUCAGAUCUUAUGUAGGGGAAAGACCUUUUGCAAGUCUUCUCUAUAGAAAAGACCAUUUCCAGGUCUUGUCUAUAGAGAAUAUCUUCUCCAGGACUUCUCUGUGGAAAAGACCUUCUUCAUUUCUUCUUUAUGGACAAGAACUUCUCAAGGUCCUUUCUAUGAACCUAACACUGUCGCAGGUUUUUUCCUAUAAAAAUACCUUAUCCAGGUCUUGUCUAUGGACAAUAGCCUCUUCAGGUUUUCCCUAUAGAUAAUACCCUCUUCAGGUCUUCCCAAUGGAAUAGACCAUUUCCAGGUCUUGUCUAUUAAAAAAACGUUUUUCAGGUCUUGUCUAAGGAAAAUACCUUUUCCAGGUCUUCUUUAUGGAAAAACCUUUUCUAGGUCUUCUCCAUGGAAAAGACCUUAUCCAGGUCUUCUUUAUGGGCAAGAACUUCUCAAGUUCUCUUCUAUGGACAAUACCCCUCCAGGUUUUCCCUAUGGACAAUACCCUUUUCAGGUCUUCCCUAUUGAAAAUACCUUUUCCAAGUCUUCUUUAUGGAAAAGACAAUUUCCAGGAGAAAAGUUAACAAAAAAAUGUUUAUAAAUUUUUUUUUAUUUUCAAAAUUUUUGUAAAGACCUUAUCCAGCUCUUCUAAAGGCCUUUUCUAUGGACCUAACACUUUCCAGGUCUUGUCUAUGGACUAUACCCCCUCUAGGUCUUUGCUAUGGACAAUACCCUCUUCCGGUCUUCUCUAGGGAAAACACCCUCUUCAAGUUUUCUCUUUGGAAAAUACGUUUUCCAGGUCUUGUCUAUGGAAAAGACCUCCUGGUUUUCGAUUUAUGGGAAUAGAAACCUUCUUCAGGUCUUCUCCAUUCUUUACAAGUUUAAUAUAUCCUCGGAAAAGUUAACAAAAGAAAAUUUGUAAAACUUUAUAUUUUUCAAAAUUUCUGUAAAUUUUUUCUAAAAUAUGUCGGUAGUUGUGAUUUCACAAUAAAUUAAUUUAAAUGGAUUUUUAAAUGAUUUCAAAUAUUAUUUGAAAAGCUUGAGAAUGGAAAUUCUCCAAAUUAUAAAUAUUUUUUUUAUUUGAAAUAUUUUUUUAAAAUUACCUCCCUUUAAAAAUUAGCAAAAUCCAAUCAAUUCUCUCACCCCCAGUUGUUGUGAAAAAUUGUAUUUUUUUAUUAUUAAAAAACAAAACAACAAAUGAAGUCCCAUUUUUGCUAUUUUUUGUAAAUAUUGUAUUAAAAAAGUUAAUUAAUUAAAGAAUUAUUUGAAAUAAGUUCAAAAAAAAAAAUAAUUAGAAUAUUUUUUUUAUUGUAUCAUAAUUGCAUUUUGAGAAAGAGUUCAAAGUUCAUUGGCCAAUAGUGGAAGCAAAUCCAAGGCCAUAAACAACGAAUGACAAUUACAUUAAUAGCCGAUACCCACACCUAGCUACCUACCUACAUAUAUGCACACAUACAUAUGUCAUUAUAAUAUUCUGUCCUAAGAAGCCAGCUUUAAUUUAGAAGUAAUUACAAAACAAUUAAGAUAUAAUUUAAACUAGUUUGCAUUGUCAUAUUACGUCAUAAGUUCCAUUAGUUAACGUUCAAUAGAAAAAAAUAACACUGUGCUACAAAAAUUAAAUUACGGAAAAAAGAAUGUAUUCUUUUGGAAAGAUGUGAAUUUUUUUCAAAGUGGAAUUUUAAAAAUUAGAAGAUCUGCGAUCUUCACUAACUUUCCAAAAAGAAAAAAGUAUUUUUGUAGCCCUGUGUUGUUAUCACUCAUACCAAAUCAUAACACGUCGCCAGAGAAGUCAUUGUAUAAUACACACACACAUCCACAAUUUUUUUUAAAUCCCCCCAAUUUUUUUUUCAAUAAUAGUUAAGGAAGUAAGAAAUAAAAACAAAAACUCACGGAAAGGCUUUAUAACUUUAAGCUAAUAAAACAAAAAAAGACAAAGUUUUCAAGUCACGUUCAACUGAGAUUUAUCUUGUUAUAUAUAG